AUGAGAUAUACUUCUCUAUCUAGUCUAUUGACACCGGUUUAUUUGGUCGUCAUUGUGCUUUCCAAUUUCUUCGACUGUCAGGAUAUCUGCGAAAACCCUGAAUUAGCGACAUAUGAAAAUGUGAUUUCGGAAGACUUUUUACAUAAAAUUUCUCAUCAUUAUCACUACUCACGAACAAUACGUCACUAUCAGAAGUAUCCAGUUGUUAGUGACAGUUUUAAAAAAUUUAGUACCACUCAGGAUGUUACACCGAAAUUUUCGUUUAAAUAUUACGGUAAUGACGUCACUAGAUUUGGGAUUUAUAGUUAUGGCAAAAUAGAAAUACUCGGAGAAAAAAAGUACUUCGGAAAAAUAUUUAAUUAUGUUUACGGCGAUUCUUUGCCUGAAUAUGAGAUGAUAGACAACAAUGAUUUCAUUGCUGUCAAAUGGCAUUUUCAGAUGUUUAUUGGAGGUACAUAUAAGUGAACAUUGAAUGAUCAUUUGAUAUCAUAUGAAAUCUUAACACUUAAAUCUACUCAUCGUGUUUGCUCA
Molecule: messenger RNA, 531 nt
Organism: Schistosoma haematobium
Lineage: Eukaryota; Metazoa; Platyhelminthes; Trematoda; Strigeidida; Schistosomatidae
Exons: 6
Coding region: 1-465 (154 amino acids)
Source: RefSeq, a predicted model, not a curated record